AUGUCGAAAAUAAAUACUCCUAUGAAUAAAUCCACCUCAAAAUUCAGAAACCAUAAGAGAAUAGAGAAGCAUAGAAAAUAAUCUUUGAUUAAUUUAGUAAUUUCUGAGAAUAUGUCAACUCGAUAAGUAUAAUUUAUGAUAUAUGAAAGGCUGCUUAAAAGCUUUCCAUAAAGUAUUCAACGGCGAAGUAUAUUAUGAAGAAUUUUAAAAGUAAAGGAAUUUGUAUGGAAGAACAAUAACAUACAAAAAGUAAACAAAAAUCAAUUAUUUAAAAUGUUAAUAUUGUUGUGGAUGUAUCAGAUGGCAGCAUUCUUAUGGCUAAAAAUAAUCAAAAAAUAAGUUAUUGUGAUUUUUCUUCUUUACAAGAGGAAUACAAAAACCAGAAUUUACUUUAAACUUCAGAAUUGAUCUAUGAAAAGCUAGGGAAAAUUUCCUGGCAUAAAUUUCAUUAUUAAGAAUGUCGAGACGAAGAAAUGUUAAAAAAAUUUCUCCAUAGAUAACAUACUUAGAUGAAGUAAAAAUGA
This is a messenger RNA of Paramecium sonneborni, 524 nucleotides long. The record is from the annotation of a GenBank genome assembly. Lineage: Eukaryota; Ciliophora; Oligohymenophorea; Peniculida; Parameciidae.